Molecule: messenger RNA, 4047 nt
Organism: Closterium sp. NIES-65
Lineage: Eukaryota; Viridiplantae; Streptophyta; Zygnematophyceae; Desmidiales; Closteriaceae
Source: the annotation of a GenBank genome assembly
AUGCGCAGCCUCUGCAUGUCACGCCUCGGCCCUUCCAUUUGCGCUUUGCAUCGUGCCUUCGCCUUGCACCGCCACGCGGAAGAGACUUCCGCGGAGCAGCAGAGCGCGCAACCCCCGCCCGCCGACGAGGUCGACGAUCCAUGGCAGCUGAGCGGCGCGUCCGCAGAUGAUCCGGGACGGUCUAGUGGCGUGCCGCUUGAAACGUGUGCGAGGGACCGUGGGCGGCAGCGGCGGUGGCUGUUAGAGGGCGGCGGCGGUCGCGUGCAGACGUGGUUCUGGCAUCGUGUCCUCGGAGCGAGCAUCAGAGCCGUCGAGCUGCAGUGGUGGCCUAACGGCGGCGAGAUCUUCCGCCAAAGUCUGAUAGCGGCCAGGCGCAGCAAGCAGGGGGAGGGUGGGGUGGUGACGGCGCCGCUUUUGCCCAUGGCAGCGCCGCCCGUUGCGGGCGUGUGUCCGUACGACGAGACGGCCGUCAGCGCGCUGGAGUCGCUGGAGCGCACGGGGCAUUCCGCCACCGAGGCGGGCACAUGGCAGGUCAUCAUUGGCGGGCUGAUGCGCAGCGGGCAGGCGGUGAUGGACGUGGUGUUGCUCAACACCGCCACCAUGGCCAUGCGCCACCCGCUCGUGCACGUCUUCGCCGACGACUCCCCUCCGCUCCCCCGCUUCCGCCACACCGCCGUGCCAGUGCGCGUCGCGGAGUCGUUCCGCCAUGGAUUUGCGGGGCCCGCGGACCCCGUGCUGUUCGUGUUCGGCGGGUAUAACCUACAGGUGCGCGCACCCAUGCACUCCACCGUGCUGCCUUGUGGCCCCGCCGCCGCCUUUCUAAAUAAGUCUCGAAUCAAAUUCGUCAAUGGGUUCGUCCGUGGGACUUACUUCCUGGCGACGCGCUCACUUGAUUUCUUGCCCAUGGCUCGUCUGUCGCAAACGCUUUCCCUCAACCAGCCGCUCUUUCCCGGUGCUCUCUCGUCCUCCUCCCCCCCGCAUUGCGGGAAGCAGGGCGGUGUGUACGGCGCGGAGGAGUCGUUCUUCCUCGCCGUGACGGACGACGGUCGCCGCGUCGUCGGCGAGGGCGCGCAGUUGAACGACUGGGCGGAUGAGGCGGACGAGCAGACGAGUGGAUGGGAUGCGGCGGAGAGGGAAGUCGGGGAGGCGGAGCUAGCGCUGAACGAGAGUGGUGCGCAAGCGCGCUCUCCGAACGGCACCCGCCCUUUCGCGCAUGAGCUUCUCGAACGGCGGAGGCGCAUUGCUGCGCAGUCCGGGCAGCAAGACCCGCGUUCCGCCGCGGGAUGGUGCGCCGGCGGGUCGAGCAGCAGCUCGCUCAAUGGCGGGGCGAGCGCGCUCGUGCGCGCUGCAGGAGCGGUCGAUGGCCUUCGUCUGAAAACGUCCGGGGAGCACGCGGAGAGCGGGGAUAGCGCUGGCGUGCGCGCGGGCGAAGCGGAGGGCGCGGUGGCGUACAGAGAAGCGGACGGGGAAUCGGGCGCGUGGGGGACGGACGAAGGCGAGGGAGGCGCGGAGCGCGGGGAAAGAAGCGGGGAAGGGGCGGGGGAGCGCGCGGUGGUGGUGUAUGUGCUGGACGUGGCGCGCAUGGCAUGGCGCAGAGUGGUCACGCGGGGGCGCGGCCCAGGCGUGCGCUUCCUGCACUAUGCGUGCACACACUCGGAGUGUGAGGAGGGGCGGGAGCGACUGGUGGUGUUUGGCGGGUACCGCGAGAAGCACGAGGAGAUGGAGGACAUGCAGGCGUUCACUCUAGACCUAAUGAGCAUGAUGUGGACGCCCCCUCCCCGCCUGCCGCCCGCGUGCGCUGCUCUGCUGCCGCUGCCACGCCAUCGCUCGGGCAUCACCAAGGUGGGGCCGGACCAAGUGCUGCUGAUGGAGGGCACAACGUACGGCACACGGGACUACCUGUCAGACGCGUACCUGCUCAACCUGCACACCCUGCACUGGUCGCCUGUGCGCGUGCAUGGGGCAGCCAUGGCGGGCCCUAGUGCGGGACAUUCAGUGGAGGGGCUGUUGUUGGUGGGUGGCUGUGUGCUCGGCACACUGGGCAUCCAUCCCAUCUCGCGCGUCGACCCCUUGCUGCUUGGCAACUUUGGCUCCCCGGCCCUGCCCCCUGCCUCUUCAUGCCUGCCUUCUUCUGUGCUUGCUGGGAGAACCAAUCAGCUUGCUCCGGCAAAUCUUGCGGCUGAGGUUGUGCCAUCUGGAGCUGGAGAAGCGGCAGGUGUUGCUUGUGAUGGUGGCAGUGGCAAUGGGCCUUUGGAUUUGAUUCUGAGGGUGAGGGAUGUGCGAAAUACGGUGGUGCAACGGAGUGAUUGGGCGGAUGCAGGUAAUGACGACUACAAUUGCACGCGCACUUCGCUGUCCUACCCUCCUUCAAUUCCACGCCCUCCCUUCCUCCCGCUCCCACUUCCUUCCCUCUCCUUUUCCCCUCCCUUGCAACCACUCCCCCCUCUCACUCCCCCGCAUCUCCCCCGCAUCUCCCCCGCAUCUCCCCCGCAUCUCCCCCACAUCUCCCCCGCAUCUCCCCCGCAUCUCCCCCGCAUCUCCUCCGCAUCUCCUCCGGUCGCGCGCGGCGCAGAGGAGGAGGAUCCGCUCGCCGCGAAUUACGGCGAUCUGCCGCCCGACGAGGUGCAGUCGAAGCACGUGUCGGGGCGGCAGUGGACGCGCGUGGCGGACCUGGUUCCCGCGCGCGCGGGGGAGGUGGUGCUGGUGCGCGGGCGCGUGCACAACGUGCGCGCCAAGGGGAAGAUGGGGUUCAUCGUGCUGCGCGAGGGCGGGUGCACGGCGCAGUGCGUGCUGGCGGUGGGCGCGGAGGGCGCGCACGUGAGCAAGGGCAUGGUGAAGUACGCGGCGGGGCUGAGUCGCGAGAGUGUCGUCGACGUCACGGGCGACGUCGUGCUGCCGGAGAAGCCCAUCGAAUCCACGUCGCAGCAGGUGGAGCUGCAUGUGCGGUCGGUGCACGCGGUGUCGCGCGCGCUGGCAGUGCUGCCACUCAACAUUGACGAUGCGGCGAGGAGCGAGAAGGAGAUCGAGGACGCCGAGAAGACGGGGGUGCAGUACGUGAGGGUGGGGCAGGACACGCGGCUGAACCACCGGGUGCUGGACCUGCGCACGCCCGCCAACCAGGCCAUCUUCCGCGUGCAGUCCGCCGUGGGGCAGCUGUUCCGCGAGUACCUCACGGCGCAGGGCUUCAUGGAGAUCCACACGCCCAAGCUCAUCGGCGGGUCCAGCGAGGGCGGCGCCGCGGUGUUCCGGCUGGACUACAAGGGGCAGGCGGCGUGCCUGGCGCAGUCGCCGCAGCUGUACAAGCAGAUGGCGGUGUGCGCAGACAUGGCGCGCGUGUUUGAGAUCGGGCCCGUGUUCCGUGCCGAGGACUCGUUCACGCACCGGCACCUGUGCGAGUUCACUGGCAUGGACUUCGAGAUGCAGAUCACUGAACACUACUCCGAGAUAAUGGACGUGAUAAACGACCUCUUUGUGCACAUAUUCGAUGGGCUCAACACACGUUGGGCCAAGGAGCUAGCCGCCAUCAACCAGCAGUACCCCUUUGAACCGCUCAAGUACACCAAGGAGGGAGUGCGCAUCACAUUCCCUGAAGGCUUGGCUCUGCUCAAGGAGGCGGGGUACGAGGUGGAUGCGUUUGGAGACAUCAAUACGGAGCAGGAGAAGAAGCUGGGCGAGCUGGUCAAGCAGAAGUAUGGCGUGGAUUUCUACAUCAUGCAUCGCUACCCCCUGGCUGUUCGUCCAUUCUACACCAUGCCAUGCCCGGACGAUGGCCGCUACACCAACUCAUUUGAUGUCUUUAUUCGCGGCGAGGAGAUUCUUUCCGGAGCGCAGCGAGUUCACGACGCAGACUUCCUUGCCCGGCGCGCCACAGAGUGUGGGAUUGACGUCAAGACCAUUGCGCCUUACAUUGACUCCUUCCGGUUCGGCGCUGUGCCUCACGGAGGCAUUGGUGUGGGUCUGGAGCGAGUGGUGAUGCUCUUCUGUGGCCUCAACAACAUUCGCAAGUCAUCCAUGUUCCCCCGUGAUCCUCAGCGUCUUGCACCUUAA